GUCAUAAUCGGCCUCUGAGACUUCAUCCCUGGAAAGCGCUGUUAAUGCACAGUUCUUGAAAAUGUGAAAAUCCGUGAUCAAAGAGCAGGCCUGUCCGUCAGCGGCGAGAGGCCCCGCCCGCCCCGCGCCCGGCGCAGUAUAUGAGCUCAGGUGAGGGGGUGCCGCGCCGCUGUCGGAGCGCUGACACCGGGAAGACCAGGAUGCCUGCCUCGCAAACGGGAUUCGGCGAUUUAUUCCUCGGGAAGAACCUCCGCUUGCCGCCUGGGAAUCAGACCGUGAUGGUCCCCCCGCCGCCUGCCUUCCCUGCCCUCGCGGCGGCGCCCCUGUUUUUCCCCGGGGUGCAGGACUGCGGUUUCGUCCCUUACCCUCACCUGAGGCACGGAGCGCACAGGAGCUGUUUUGACCCCAAAGCCGUGUCUUUGUACCACGGGGCUCUGCUUAGCCGCGCCGGGGCCCUGUACUCGACCUACCGCCCCCUGGCGGCCGAAGACCCCAGGGCCGGCAAGGCGGCCACCCGCGAGAGCACCGGCGCGCUCAAGGCCUGGCUGAACGAGCACCUGAAGAACCCGUACCCCACCAAGGGCGAGAAGGUCAUGCUGGCCAUCGUCACCAAGAUGAGCCUGACGCAGGUGUCCACCUGGUUCGCCAACGCGCGCCGGCGCCUGAAGAAAGAGAACAGGAUGAGCUGGGGCUCCAAGGGCCGGUCCGAGGAGGAGGAGGAGGAGGAAGAGGAGGACAGUGAGGGAGAGGAAGGGCUCGGGCCGAAGGGCCCGUGUUCGGGGGACGAGCAGGAGGACCCCCGGGCCGUGAAGGAUGCAGAAGCGGACGCCGGGGGGCUACCGGGCUCGGAGCGAGUGCCCCCGGCCCCGGGUACCGAGAGCGACACGGAGGCGGUCUGUGCGCGGUCCGGUUUGGGCUGCACGGAGAACGAGCCCAAAGCCCAGAAGUCCAAGAUAUGGUCGCUGGCGGAAACGGCGACCUCGGGCGGCGGGCAUCGAGCCCGCUCGACAAGCUGCGGCCCGGACACGGGCGCCUUGUGGCCGGACUGGGCUCUGAGGAACGGACAGUAUUCCCCAGUCUACUACCCGGCACAGUACAUCUUCAAGCACGGCCCAGCCAGCGGCUUGAACUGUCAGUGAGCGGGGUCCCCGGGCGCGCUGCGACUUGGUCUUUAAACCUCAUAGGUUUCAUCUUUUUUUUUUAAGUCUCGUGUUCCAGCAGACAAUCACGCGGAUAAGACGUAUAUUUUCUUCUUUGUACAUCCUGUAAAUUAUUAUUUUUUACAUAUGAACUGUACAUAAGGUAUUUUGUUAAAUAAAAAUGCAUACGCAAUCUGCAGCUUGGCGCGAUGUGUUGAGGUUCUUGUGUGCUGAAUAGGGUAACGAUCCCGCCGGGCUACAGGUGUGAGUCAAGACCGUCUGCCUGAUGACUUCGCUUUGCCGCCUGUCUCGCUUCUACAAGCCCGAGCAGAAGAGAGAGACUCCAUGUAAGCAGACGCACUUCGUGAGACGGAAAAUAAUUCUGUUUAAACACGCAUCUGUUGACGGAAACCUUGCUGUUUUGUGGAUUGUGUAAAGGCCGGUUGAUUUAACUUCGAAAACCAUGUCAACACCGGUUAAAUUACAUUUGUGUGUUAACUUAAAAAAGUCCAUCAUGAACGACUGUACAGCCCGAUGCUGAAACAUCAACACAUUCUUUAAUUUGCUUUGUGGGUCGGUCGCUUCUAUGGCGGCUGAAAAGUACAGUAAGUCCAGAAGAUCGCUUUCAUCCACUGUGGAUACAACUCAGUGGGGUCUUUGACAUAAGGCGGCUCCACGGUUUUCUAAUUCGAUCCCGCUAAAUACGUUUGGAGCGGGAACAUCUUGUGCCGUUUGACUGUUUUUAAGAGAGGCUCGAUAAUAUACAGCAAACGUUCACAGUCGCCACUCGAUUAAGUUUAUUUCCUUUAAAAUUGA
Messenger RNA from Lepisosteus oculatus (spotted gar), 1955 nucleotides. RefSeq names its product iroquois homeobox 7 (gene irx7). Gene Ontology annotation, cellular component: nucleus. The record is from RefSeq and is a predicted model, not a curated record. Gene Ontology annotation, biological process: cell development; neuron differentiation; regulation of transcription by RNA polymerase II. NCBI's taxonomy places the organism in Eukaryota, Metazoa, Chordata, Actinopteri, Semionotiformes, Lepisosteidae. Gene Ontology annotation, molecular function: RNA polymerase II cis-regulatory region sequence-specific DNA binding; DNA-binding transcription factor activity, RNA polymerase II-specific.